UUACCUGCCUUGGGAAACAAAAGGAAAUUAUUUUUAGUGUUACUGUAAAUUUUUUGGUGUGAAAAAACAUGAUUUUGUGUGAUAGACACUAAGAGGUUUUGAUGUUCAAACAACAACCUUUGUCUGAAAACCAACGGGUAAGAGUGAAGAUGGAAGGCCUGAUGGCCGAUGACGGCAACUCGUAAGGAAAUCCCCGUUCCAUGCCAGGUGUGCUAAGAUUUAACGGUUAUUUAUUGGCUGUUAUCAACCUGAAGGAUUAAAAUAGCAUAUCAUUAAUAGUAGAAUCACUAACGUUACAAACAAGCUUGCUUAAGAAGCACAGCUCCUACUUGGAUUUAUUCUAAGGAAAGAUUCAAAAUAACUUCUCCAAGAAAAUUAAUAUGAAUUAAAUGUUUUAAAGAUCAUGAAGAAAAAACGGAAGGAGCUUGGAUUCGGACUUUCCUGUACCUGGAGAACGUAAGAUACAUAUGACUGUGAUUAAGAAUUCUCAAGAUUUCUUAUUCUAGUAUAUAACUGACUUAUCCAAAACCAUCACUCAGGCUCCGGAAUAGCUGAGAGUGAGAGAUGUUGAAACGUGAUGUGUAAAGCUAUAAAGACGUGGAUUGCUAGGUCCGAAUUAUCUUUUGAUCAUGGAAACUAAAUGAUGGUGCUAGCUAGAGUUUAGAAGUAUUCUGCUAUUUCUGUUUUGUUAUGCAUCAUACAACAACAAUCAGCAUAUAAAGCUUAGUAAAAUAUUUUAAUAGGUGUUAGUACUAGUAGUAGUAAUUAAUUCUAUAUAACAGUUGUUCACUUGAACGAAUUAUCACAUUAAGUUGUAAUAUAAAAUAAAAGUAUUUGUAUUUUAAACGACUCAAUAUUUGGCUAUGUAAUGACAAUAGUUGUUUUAGAACUACAAGGUUAGCUUGAAAGUUGAAGAAAAAUAAAAUGAAAGUGACUGUGAACUUUGGAGAUGUUGGUGUCAUAGUACCCUGUGGAGAUGGAAAUAUUCUGGUAAGGGAUCUUAUGAAGCUUGCUAUCACCAGAUACAAAAAAGCAUCAGCUAAGGCCACCGAUUCAUGGGUGACUAUCCUAAAGCUGAAAAGCUCCAGUGACGGAGGUAUUCUCGACCCAGAUGAUCAACUUAAUGACGUAGCAGACGACCGUGAACAGAUUAUUGCCAUUUACGAGGAGCAUCCAUUGUCUCGUCCACCUCACAACAAUGGGGAUGGUACAAGUGCUAGUUCUGCUGGCACUGGCAGUCCAGACAUAUUUAAUGGAGACAAAGCAGACAGUGUCCAGGAAGACCCCGAGUCUUGCAAUGAUAUAGAUGUAGAAAUAACUGCAGCUCAUAUUUCUACAGGCACCUCCGUUUUGCAAGUGAGAAGGGGAAGUGAACCUGCUCUUAAUUGUCUUGAACCACCUGAAGCAGAAACUGUCAUAGAACCAUCUGCAACUACUCCAGGAACACCAGUUAAACAAGUGCUGGAAGACAGUUGCUCAAAAUACCCAGAUUAUUUUGAGGAAAGUCUGGGUGAACCUGAAUCAAUGCCUUUUGAAAACAAUAUGGCAACAGAGGAAGAGAGGUCUGAUUUUUUACGUAUUGGGGUUCGUAGUUCUGCUCGAAUGUCCAUAUUAGCUAAUGGUAUAGAGGCCUCUCGAUGGGAAGAAGCAGCUCAAAAACAGCUUGAACAGAUGAAAAAUGUGGAGAGAAAAGAGCCAGUAGGAGGACCAGUAGCCACGACCAGCCUUUCAGAAGAGGAUAGUGUAGAAAAUGAUGACAAGGUAAUUACUUUAAAAAAUGAACCAGGUCCUCUUGGCAUCCAUGUUGUUCCUGAACAUGACUCCUAUGGAAGGGAUACUGGAUUAAUAGUGCAGGGAGUAGAACCGGGUAGUAGAGUGGACAGAGAUGGAAGGUUACAGGUCAGUGACAGGAUAGUUCAAAUCAAUGAGCAAAGUCUAGUCCAUGUUAGCUUUCAAAAAGCUCAAGAAAUAUUUAAGAAUGCUCUUAAAGAUCCAGAGAUUCGAAUUCGACUCAGAAAGGGAUCUGAGUCAUCUUCCCAAGGCAUUCUGUCACCAUUGGAAAAGGAAAGUGUUUCCUCUCUAGAAAAGGCUAACCUGCAUGACAAAACUUUAGUGGAAGAAACAGAAAAAGAACAAACAAAUGCAGAUAACUUAUUCGUUCCAUCCAGUAAAGGACAGUCAAUCACACUAGGUCAGAAGAAUUUGCUACUUACAUCUAACACCAGGAAAAUAGGAAGAAAACUUCAAGUAAAACUAGCAAAAGGACCUGAUGGCUUAGGUUUCAGCAUUACUACCCGGGAUAAUCCUGCUCGUGGUCACUGUCCUAUCUACGUUAAGAAUAUUUUACCCAAAGGAGCUGCAAUACAAGAUGGAAGACUUAAGGCUGGAGAUAGACUUUUACAGGUUAAUGAAAUUGAAAUGACAGGCCUUUCCCAAGCUGAAGCAGCAGCAGUUUUAAGAAAUAUCUCACCAGGUAGCAUUGUAACUCUAGUUGUAUCAAGGCAAGAUGUUGAUGCACUAAUAAACCCUAACCUUCCUCGGCAGCUGCCACCAGAAAAGGCAGGUGAUGGUGUUGGGAUAUAUCCUUGGCAGCACAAAGAGGUGUUAACCUUUGAUAUUCCUUUAAAUGACACGGGAUCAGCAGGGCUUGGAGUCAGUGUUAAAGGUCGCACAUCAAUGAAUCCUACCGGACCAGUAGAUUUAGGGAUUUUUGUAAAGUCUGUUAUUCAUGGAGGAGCUGCUUCCAAGGAUGGGCGACUUAUAGCAAAUGACCAGUUGCUAAGUAUUAAUGGAAUUUCCUUGCUCAACAUGACAAACACAGAGGCUAUGAGGACUUUGAGAAGGGCGAUGAUCGGAGGUGAAGUCUCAAGUAUUAUACCAGAUGCCAUCACUCUAAAAAUUGCUCGCAGAAUUUCAUCUCUCAGUGUUGGUGAAACAGGUGAUGAAAGUCAGGUUUUAUUUGUUUCAAAUCAUCUAAACGAUUCGGUAUUUAGCUCCGAAAGUGAUUCUAGAUGUGAGUCACCAGAAGGACAAAACGUUUCUGUUAAAAAGGAUACCAAAGCAAGUAGUGUAAACAUGGGAAAAAAUAAGGAAGAAGGGCAGUCAAAGAACUUUAGAGCUGUCCUUACUCCUAAAUCGAGUUCAGAUUUUGAUGAAAACAUGAAUCAAAGAGAAAAUAAAAUUCUUGAUAAAAAGAAUCUCAUUUUUGAUCCUCUCCUUGCUGGUAGAAAUCCUGUAAUUGAGAGAUUAACAGGACAAGGGCCCCACACUCAAACAAAUAGGGGAAGUGCUCUUCGUAAUGAAUCAUACCUACGUGCAAGUCAUGAAAGCUGGGGUGGCAAUCAACUCUAUCAGGCUAUCUAUGGUCAUACUAAGCCAGUUGGUCACAUUUACAAGGACUUUGUACAGUCUCCAACAGUUAACAUGCCUUCCAGUAGUAGUGUAAUGAUUGAAGAUGAAUAUCCAAAAGCUAACCAACAAAUUAGAUCCAAAAGUCGGCCAGGCACUCCUGAGAACUUUCUUUCAACAUCUGAUUCAAAGAAAGAUACUAUAAAGGACAAUUCUGAGGAGACAAAAACUUCAGAAAUUAACAACAAAACUAAUCACAUUUCUCAUGAUGGAGAAGACUCUUUUAGCCUCUCCCGGGAUGGUUUUGGUCGUCAAAGUGUUUCUGAAAAGCGAAAUACACAUUUGGAUACCCACAACACAGACACUUUUCAACGAAACAAACGAACCAAGGAAGAGAAAGAGAAACAAAAACAGGUUCUGAAGAAUCAGCAGGAAAAGUUGGAGAAACAACAGCAGACAGAGGAUCAUCAAUUUCAUCUAAAGAAAUGGGAGAACAAUGCAUCAUCGCAGUACUCACAGUACAGAGAUCAGCCUGAUGCCCUAUCACCACAAAGAAACAUGAUUAUUAAGAAAGUGCCACUUCAGGUUGGACCAUUCCUUGGUAUGAGAAAAUCUAGCAGUUUAGAAAGUCUUCAGACAGUCAUGCAGGAGCUGAGAAGAGAAGAAACCUACACCUCAUCUAAUAAAAACUCUAACAGUAGAGGAACCAAAAAUGAACAUUCUCCUUCGACAGCUGAUCACUCUUUUGAAGGAACACUCGAAACAGAUACUCAGGACGAAGAAAGUGAAAGUGGAAGUUUAAUCAGUGCUGAAAGUCAUGGUUGUACUCCCCUGGUAUCUGUGUUGAAUCGUUCAUCCGCCAGCAAUGACCACAUCCUUGAUGAAGUUCUUAGUCCUCAUCGUAAAUCCUCAAAACGUGGCAAGAAAAAAGGUUUAUGGAAAGGAUUAGGUUCUGUGUUUAAAGUUGGUAAGAACAAGAAGUCACAAGGGAGCAUGAAGUUGGCUCAAGACCAUGAGUUAGAGGAAGGGGAAAGAACAAGGAAAGCUGCCCAGGAGCAGCAAGAGAAAGCACUGAAGCAGUACAGAGAACUUGUUGAUAGAGACAGAAAAAGCCAUGCAAUAUAUGGAUCUGCUCGUUUCCCUUCCACGAGCCCUUUUUCAACAAGAUCAACUCUUGUUACUGAACAAUAUCAUGAAAGACAGGAACGAUUACAGCAGCUUCAUGCUGAGCAUCAGAAGAGACGUGGUCAUUACGUGAAGGAUGAAAUGGAAGAGCUUUAUGAGAAAGAAAUAAGAGAAGCAUUGGCUCGACAACCGUUGGAUUUAGACCCUCUUCAAAGUACUGCUAAGUUCGAUCCUGCUACACUUGAGCAUUAUAAGAAUAGCAGUGAAAUUCAUUACCAUCUUCAACAACAAGGGUUGAGGUCAUCAGAACAACAGCCCCCUCAGAGACACCACACUACAGCAGCAGCACCACCACAUCUGGCUAGUCUUCCACCUGAACUCAGACAGGAUAGGGGUUUUUCUAGAUAUUAUGAGAUUAAUGGAAAACAAACAAAAAGUGUAUCAACAAGUGGAAGUUCCCAGGUUCCAUCACAGACAAUGAAAAAACCAUCCCCUCCACCCUACGAUCAUCCUCACUACCAAACUCUACAGCCACAGAUCUAUGGAACCACAAAACAAAAGACUGUGCAAAAUGUCAGUUAUUUAGAUAGGCAACUUUUACACAAUUCUAGUCUGGGGAAAGGGCCUUUACUGGUGAAUUCAGUUUACUCUUUGAGUUCUUGUCAAGACACAAGAGCUGGUGACUCAAACGUUUGA
Molecule: messenger RNA, 5169 nt
Organism: Limulus polyphemus (Atlantic horseshoe crab)
Lineage: Eukaryota; Metazoa; Arthropoda; Merostomata; Xiphosura; Limulidae
Product: partitioning defective 3 homolog
Exons: 20
Coding region: 925-5169 (1414 amino acids)
Biological process (GO): establishment of cell polarity; cell adhesion; intracellular protein localization
Cellular component (GO): cell cortex; adherens junction; apical junction complex
Molecular function (GO): phosphatidylinositol binding; protein binding
Source: RefSeq, a predicted model, not a curated record